GAGAGAAAGGGGCUGUCACUGAACACAGACAGGGCAAACACAGCAGUCAGCUCACCGGAGCUCGCAAGAAAACCCACAAAGACGCGAUCAACCCCCGCCCUUUGCCCAGUACCAGCCUUUCCACUCCCCCACACCUUGUUUAUUUAUUAAAUUGUAAGAACACUCGUGUUUAUGUCUUGGUCAGAAUUCAUCUGUGCAUCUUCUCUGCCAGAAGAUUCAACCACGAAUCUGACGUGGAGAUUUUGACAUGAACGCAUUUGACUGAUGGGGCCCUGUUGAGAACAGAUAUCAAACACAGGUUGCUUCCAGGGAGAUCAGGAAGAGAAAAGAGACAAGCUCACCAUCUGCCCUGUGCGCAGCAACGGAUUCCCAGGGUGCUGAAGGGACUGAUUUCCAGCAUUCCUACACUUUGAGAUUGGAAAAUGCCAGGAGGGAAGACACACCGAGCAUGCAGAAGCACUUCAGUCCUUCUCCUCCUAAUGCACCUUGGUACAGCGUUGGAUGUGCCCCUUGAUUUGCCGCAACCCCCUACAAUCACCCACCAGUCUCCAAAGGAUUACAUAAUUGAUCCAAGGGAUAACAUACUGAUCCAAUGUGAGGCAAAGGGGAAACCAGCUCCCAGGUUUUCCUGGACCCGCAAUGGAACCCAUUUCAACCUGGACAAAGACCCGCGAGUGACAAUGAAGCCAAACUCAGGGACACUACACAUUAACAUAGUGGGUGGCGGGAAAGCAGAAACUUACGAAGGAGAGUAUCAGUGCACGGCAAUGAAUGACCGUGGCACAGCCCUGUCCAACAAAAUUGUCAUCCGCCAGUCCAGGUCCCCCAUGUGGGCAAAAGAAAAGAUUGAUGUGAUCGAAGUCCGUGAGGGGGCUUCGCUCGUCCUCCCCUGUAACCCGCCAUCUGGCCUGCCACCUCCGAUCAUCUUCUGGAUGGAUAACUUGAUGCAAAGGUUUGCACAGAACGAACGGGUCUCACAGGGUCUGAACGGAGAUCUGUAUUUUUCAAAUGUGCAACCGGAGGACACUCGGGGGGACUACAUCUGCUAUGCGAGGUUCAACCACACUCAAACGAUUCAGCAGAAACAGCCAAUCUCUGUUCAGGUGUUGACACUGGAUGCCAUCAAUGAGACUUAUGCAGGUUAUUCGAAUGGCACUGAACUGUAUGGUGACAGCCCAGUGGGAGAGCGAAGGCCCAUCAUUAUCAGUCCCAAAGAAGCAAGCAGCAGUAAGACUGUACUGAGAGGAGAGGUCCUGUACUUGGAAUGUAUUGCUGACGGCCUGCCCACACCAAUUAUCCAUUGGACCAAAGAAGGGGGAGAAUUGCCCAGCCACCGGGCCUUGGAGAUCAAUUUUAAGAAGACCCUGAAAAUUAUUGACGUCUCUGAGUCGGAUGCUGGGAAAUACCGAUGCAUGGCAAAGAAUUACUUGGGAAGCAGUACACACGUCAUUUCUGUUACAGUCAAAGCUGCACCGUACUGGAUCAGCGAACCCAAGAACUUGAUUCUCGCGCCUGGGGAAGACGGAACGCUGAUCUGCAGAGCUAAUGGCAACCCCAAGCCUACUGUCCAAUGGCUGGUCAAUGGUUUUCCAAUCGAAAAUGCCCCAAGUGACAUCAGCAGGGAGCCAAUGGAUGACACUAUCCGCUUCACAAAAGUGCAGGUCUCUUCCAGCGCCGUUUACCAGUGCAAUGCUUCCAAUGAGCACGGAUAUUUGUUGGCAAACGCAUUUGUCAAUGUACUCGCUGAGCCACCCAGAAUGCUUACACCAGCUGACCAGGUUUAUCAGGUAAUUGCCAACAAGGCUGCGUUGCUGGACUGUGCGUAUUUUGGAUCACCAAUACCUCAGGUUCAAUGGUUCAAGAAUGACCAAGGGAGUGUCCUCCACGGUGACUCUUACGUUUUCCAUGACAACGGCACUUUGGAGAUUUCCUUCUCGCAGAAGAAUGACAGUGGUACGUACACCUGCAUCGCUACCAAUUCCCUUGGCGUCGUCCAAAACAAAGCCUUUCUCCAGGUCAAAGAUCCGACGACCAUCCUGAAACAGCCGCUAUAUCAGUCUGUGCAGAUGAUGGGAACCGCUGUGUUUGAGUGCAAAGUGAAGCAUGACCCAUCACUUUCUCCGACAAUUAUAUGGCUGAAAAACAACGAGGAGCUGCCUGAUGACGAAAGGCACCAAGCCUCUGGCAAUGUCCUGACCAUUCUGAAUGUGUCUGAGGAAGAUCAGGGAUCCUACACGUGUGUGGUGAAUACGACCUUGGACUCAAACUCUGCAACGGCUGACCUUGCUGUUCUAGACAGUCCUGAUCCACCUUCGGACCUGGAAUUAACCAACCCUCGAGACAGGAGUGUGCAGCUAUCCUGGAUACCAGGAGAUGACAAUAACAGUCCCAUCACAAAGUUCAGUAUUGAGUAUGAAGAGGAUCAGUAUGAGCCUGGAUUGUGGCAUCAUUUGACCGAUGUCGGAGGAAAGCAUACGACGGCCCACCUGAAGCUUUCCCCCUUUGUCAACUACAAAUUCCGGGUCAUUGCUGUCAACCGAGUAGGCAGGAGCAAUCCGAGUUAUCCAUCGGAGCGAUAUUUCACACAGCCAGCUGCUCCGGAUGAAAACCCCAUAGGGGUCCAAGGGAUGGGAACAGAACCCAAUAAUCUGGUGAUAACCUGGAAGCCUUUGAAAGGUGUCCAGUCCAAUGGGCCAGGCCUAACAUACAAGGUCAGCUGGAGACAGAAGGUCGGCGAUGACGAGUGGACAUCUGUGAUGGUCGCCAACGUUUCAAAAUACAUUGUAUCAGGCACGCCGGAAUUUUCUCCGUAUGAGUUGAAAGUGCAGUCGUUCAACAGCCUUGGAGCUGCCCCGGAGCCUGAAAUUGUAAUCGGAUACUCUGGCGAGGAUUUGCCAAUGUUGGCUCCUAGCAAUGUGACUGUCCAUGUUGUCAACAGCACUCUCGCGAAGGUGCACUGGAACCCAGUUCCACCGAAAAGUGUCCGUGGAUUCCUCAAGGGAUAUAACAUCUAUUACUGGAAGCAAGGAAGCCUGAUCAGGCAGGGCAAAGGUCACACAGAAGUAAAGAUUUUGAACUUCCCGGGAGACAAGAGCCACGGCAUGUUGCCAGGGUUAGAACCUUUCAGUGUUUAUAAGCUAAAUGUUCGAGUCCUUAAUGGGAAAGGAGAAGGACCUGCAAGUGAAGAUGUGGUGCUGAAAACUCCUGAAGGAGUGCCCAGCUCUCCAGAAUUCUUGAAGAUUACAAGUCCAACACUCAACUCUCUGACCCUGCAGUGGGCUCCUCCACUUCAUCCAAAUGGUAUUCUGAAAGGAUACACACUCAAGUACCAGCCCAUUAACAGUACGCAUGAACUAGGCCCUCUGGUGGAGAUCACAAUCCCUGCAGAGAAUGAAACCAACUGGACUUUGAAAAACCUGAACUACAGCACUCGCUACAAGUUCUAUCUCAACGCCUUCACCAGUGUGGGAGCUGGCAGCAAGUUAACUGAAGAGGCCAUUACUGUCUUGGAUGAAGGUAAAGAGCCUGUGGACAAAAUGCAAAUAAAUGCCUCACAGACCUCCAUUGUGCUAAAGGGCUUGUUGCCAGCAACAGUUUACAGAGUGCGAGUUAUUGCCGAGAACCAGGCGGGCCAGUUGCGGAGUAAGGACGAACGGUUUGAAACCCGUCCACCAGCCAUGGCAAGCCGCCAGGUAGACAUUGCCACCCAGGGCUGGUUCAUUGGUUUAAUGUGUGCCAUCGCCCUCUUGAUCCUGAUCCUCUUGAUUGUCUGCUUCAUCAAAAGGAAUAAAGGAGGCAAAUAUCCAGUCAAGGAGAAAGAGGAUGCUCACGCAGACCCCGAGAUCCAGCCUAUGAAAGAAGAUGACGGAGCCUUCGGUGAAUACAGUGACACAGAGGACCACAAACCCCUUAAAGGCAGCCGAACGCCUUCCGAUGGGACAGUUAAGAAGGGUGUGAGCGAUGACAGCCUGGUUGACUACGGUGAGGGUGGUGAAGGUCAGUUCAACGAAGACGGCUCUUUUAUUGGACAGUACAGCGGCAAAAAGGAAAAAGAAGCAGUGGAGGGGAAUGAGAGCUCCGAGGCCCCAUCCCCGGUCAAUGCCAUGAACUCCUUUGUCUAACGUGGGGGGAGAACGUGGGAUCGUUCUAUGCCCAUGCACCAAUAAAUCGUAGAAUUUAUCCAUUCACA
Molecule: messenger RNA, 4189 nt
Organism: Rhincodon typus (whale shark)
Lineage: Eukaryota; Metazoa; Chordata; Chondrichthyes; Orectolobiformes; Rhincodontidae
Gene: nrcama
Product: neuronal cell adhesion molecule a
Exons: 28
Coding region: 423-4121 (1232 amino acids)
Biological process (GO): brain development; cell-cell adhesion
Molecular function (GO): cell-cell adhesion mediator activity
Source: RefSeq, a predicted model, not a curated record